Molecule: messenger RNA, 1644 nt
Organism: Bufo bufo (common toad)
Lineage: Eukaryota; Metazoa; Chordata; Amphibia; Anura; Bufonidae
Product: T-cell immunoglobulin and mucin domain-containing protein 4-like
Exons: 9
Coding region: 112-1311 (399 amino acids)
Source: RefSeq, a predicted model, not a curated record
GUAUUGUAUGUAGUUCUGGAUGACAUGAGCUGGAUGUGGGAGUGACCUCUUACAUGUAUUGUAUCAUAAGUUGUCAGUCCCUGCAGAAGUGACCAGCACGCAGCAGUCAGGAUGAAGUUCUGCAUGAGUUGGAGGGAGAAUCUGCAAAUUUCCUUCCUUCUGCUCAGCUGCUCAGUCACUGUGCUAUGUCAAAAAACAGUAAAAGGAAUCGAAGGACAACCUGUUACUUUGCCAUGUUCGUACAAAGUUAGCCGAAGCAGCGACCUCACCAGUAUGUGCUGGGGACAAGGCAGUUGCCCAAAUUCAAAGUGCAAUCAACAACUCAUCUGGACUGAUGGUUUCAAGGUCACUUUUCGAUCAUCUUCACGCUACCAGCUCAAGCAUAAAAUCAGACAAGGGAUAGUGUCUCUCACCAUCGAUCAAGCAAGCCUUGGAGAUACUGGCACCUACUGCUGCCGUAUCGAACAUAAGGGGUGGUUUAACGAUGAGAAGAACAACAUACAGCUUACAGUUGAAAAAGCACCGACAACAACAGUUCAAACUACUACUGAAGCACCCACAACCAUGAAGACAUCUCAAGCACUUCCAACACCAACAUCUGUUCAGACUACUUCAGGACCGUCCUAUGUCUCAACCAAUCCAUUAACUAUAUCUGUGGAGGCAACUACUCAACCACCUCCACUCAUUACUAAUAAUACAUCACAACCACUAUCACCACUUACCAAGACAGACAUUCCAUCAUCUUCAACUGCACGGACUAUUACUUCAUCACCGAAUGUCUUCCCCUCUGUUAUGACAGAGCACACAGGACUGACACGGAGAAGCUCAGAAUUCCCAACAGUGAUAACUGGAAAUGAAACACCAGAAGCAAAACCUACUGGUGACAAGACCUCAGCUAUCCCAGGGUUUGUUCCUGAUCAUAAACUGACCACUUCUGUUGAAUCAAAGGGUAAAGUCAAGGAAAACACUGAAGCUCCUCUAUGGACCGAAAGUCUUUCCCCAAAUAAUAAUGGCAUCUCAGAUUUGUUUCAUGAAGAUGUCACAACACUACUGAAAAAGAAUAAAAGUACAAUCAUCAUUGCUAUUAGCGUAUUUUUAAUUGCACUAAUAGUGAUCUGUGUGAUGCUUCUGAAAUUAAAAGGUCAAAAAAGAGGACGUUUCCUUUUAGGCUUUGAUCCACAUCUUGAACUAGUCACCCAUGUUGAGGAACCACCCAGCGAGAUACAGGCUGAAGAAGCAGACCCCAACAGGGCUGAAGAGGACAAAGCUGAAACUAACCAUAUAGGAAAUACAAGCGAAGCUAAAGACUGAUUCAUAAAGACAAAGGGGAUUUCUGUCUAGUUACUUGGAUCGUCUAUAUUUCAUCUAGGGAAAUCGACCACACCUUGUUUUUUAUGCACCACUAUUCACAUUUCGAAGUUGGAUCAUCUGGAACCAUAAAGCUUGAGGGGGAACCCUAUAUAAAAACUUGCUUAAAUGGCAAUUUUUUUUUUCCCUCUACAUGUUCUUGUCCCCAGGUGGCAGUAUAUCAGGACAACAGCUGAAUAAUUGAGAAGUAAUCAUAUCAAAUAAAUUGUUGCCCAGCAGGAGGCGACAAUGGGCACAUGAGGUUAAAGAAAAUAUGAAAUGUAUGUUGUAUCAAGA